AUGUAUCUAUCAGCAGGGAUAAGAAGGUCCACCUUCACGCCAAUCAAACACGGGUUGCCACACCAAGCCAGCAAUUCAAUGUCCAACAACGACGUUUUCUCCCCUUCUCUCUCCCAUGACAUACCAUCUUUCUACCAUCCCGCACAAUCUCUCCAAAUCAUCGCAACUAAUGUUCAUGUAAUCAAUUUAGACUUCAUUCCCGUUCCUGUCAUUUUGAACUCACUUUCUCCCUUUCUACCGUCUUCUGCUUUUUCAACUCAGCGCAAAGAAGGGACUCGGACAUGGAAUUCACUGCAUCUGGCUAUCGAAAGCACUCUUUAUCUUCUCCCCCAUCUGUAUGUGUUUACGGAAUUUUUUUUUGUUAUUUCUUACUUCCUUUCCUCCUUUGUUGCCUUUCCCUUUUGCCCGGAGUUUCGACGUUAG
This is a messenger RNA of Trichophyton rubrum CBS 118892, 423 nucleotides long. RefSeq lists its product as uncharacterized. The record is from RefSeq and is a predicted model, not a curated record. Bases 1 to 423 code for a protein of 140 amino acids. NCBI's taxonomy places the organism in Eukaryota, Fungi, Ascomycota, Eurotiomycetes, Onygenales, Arthrodermataceae. The transcript has a single exon.